AUGAUCUGCUGUGUGCUGUUUCAGGCUCAUACGGAGGAACAGGAUGAGCUCGAGGCUGAAGGACGGCGCUUCGCUCGAGAGCCGUGCCCAGACUCAAAAACAAAAAGGAUGGAAAAGUCCAAGCCGGAGUCUGAGAGGGACUCGGGCUUCUCAGACGGUGGCUCUGAGCAUCUGAGUGUGGACAGAGACGAGGCGUCCAGCUCCAGAUCACAGCUGACUCUGCAGGGGCCUCUCACCAGUGAUCCUCAUGAACAAACGUGCUUCCUAAAGCAGCCCGUGGGCCCCUUCGGUCCGCGGUGGUUUCCACACAGGACUCAGGUGGUCUUCCUUCAAACCCGUCGCCCACAAAGAUCCGCUCCGGUGCCGAAGGGACCCCCAUCAAAACGCCACCGACACAGAAAGUACCUCCCUAUCCUCAAAUCCUACCCCAAAAUCGCUCGCCUCAUCCCAGGAAAGGAGGAACGCGCGCGGAGCUCUAAAGAGCCAGCAAGAGCAACCCCGAGUCCACACAGACGCUCCCCCCCGCAGACGCUGCCAUCUGAUGCACCACACUCCGUUAACACGGACAACAAGAUUUUUGUAAAGCGCUUCUGCAACACGUACAACAUCCUCAGCAAGUCAGGCCUGCUGGACAUCACGCUGCGCACGAAAGAGCUGAUCCGGGAGAACCACGGCGUGCGGGGAACGCAGACGGAGCUGGAUCUCCUGCGCGAGCACCACCAGAAACCUGUUCAUGCAAGGCGCUGCAGACCGGAGGACACGUCGGUCAUCUGGAGCCAGCGAACUGACCAGCAUGCAAAGAGGAGGAGCGCAAGAGAAAGACACGGACAGUCAGCCCGAUCCCAGUGA
Molecule: messenger RNA, 849 nt
Organism: Cyprinus carpio (common carp)
Lineage: Eukaryota; Metazoa; Chordata; Actinopteri; Cypriniformes; Cyprinidae
Product: CLOCK-interacting pacemaker-like
Exons: 6
Coding region: 1-849 (282 amino acids)
Biological process (GO): negative regulation of DNA-templated transcription; negative regulation of circadian rhythm
Cellular component (GO): nucleus
Source: RefSeq, a predicted model, not a curated record